AUGCAAACGCAAGAGUUCGAUUCACUGGCGAAGGAAAUAGUUGGUAAUAUAGUCAUCAACCGGUACCUCGGUAAAGAGGCCAGAGUUUGCACGAAACUCCGCUCCAGCAGCAGUCCUGCCGAUGACAACGAUCUUCCCGCUACACUCCUGGCGUUGGCGAAGGAGGAACAAAACUGGCCGCUGCAAUCUACGUCCUCUGAUCCGGUGGAUCGACCAAGUGAAGAAGACAUAGACGAUUUUUUCUGUACCAUACGAGCGCGUCCAUCAACGUUUCGAUCUCAACGGCAGGGUUCGCUGAAAAGAAAUGCCGCGUCGCUACACCAGAGCGUCCGCGUCCUGACCGAACACAAUCCGGCGGCGAUCGCAAAUGUGUCCACCAGCUCUAGUUGUUCGGAUGUUUCCUCUGUCGGUAGCAAAUCAGUAUCCAGUAAGCUUAGCUCUCCGGUUGACGUCGAAGCGCUGGUUGUCCGGUUCCGGCAAGCGAUUUCUACUUUGGAGCAGAUCGACAAUGCACCGUUCGAGGAGAUCGACUUAACGGAAGUGCACCAUUUCUAUCGCCAGGAGUGGUCCACCGUGGUGAAAACAUUCCGAAAAGUUGAUAAUUUGCUGAUGCAGUUUCAGCAACAGGUGGAAGCUGAACGUGAUCCCAGCUACCAACCGAUCAUCAAAAAGGAACUGAUCGACAGUAUGGAACGAUUGCAAUCGAAACUUCACGACGUGUGUUACAUAAGGAGCGUGGAGAACCUGCCCCAUUUGAAGACCACUGUGAGCAAGGAGGUAUUCGCCCUGUCCGAGUGUCUUGAUGUGAUCGACGAAACGAUAAGGCAAAAGCACUUGUAGGGGAAAGAGCUUAGCGCAUCAAAACGAUCGGCUUGCCCGCCAUGUUCUUUAUGAUACUACGAUCGGCACUCGUCAUAAAAGGGUCAGAUCAGAAUCACGUUCCAAAUUUUAAUUUAAUUCAUCAAACGCACAUUGCAAAAUCCCAGUAGCGAAGAAGGACAUUUGACACUAGUUUGCCUGAUAUCAAUCUAACAAUUAGGCUCGUGAGACAAGAAUCUCGUUUUCGAUGUAGCAGCAGAACAGAAGCGGCACCAGAACCAGUAUUUUGCAGGCAUCGUCGCACGGUCUGCAGGGCCGUGGGUUUUAUAAUUUUUUAAAGAAAAAGUGAUUGCCCAACACAGUGAAACGCUUGAAGCUACAUGUAAAUAAGAUAUAUUUCCAAUUCGAUUACAUACAUAAAACGAACA
Messenger RNA from Anopheles cruzii, 1247 nucleotides. RefSeq lists its product as uncharacterized. The transcript is spliced from 2 exons. NCBI's taxonomy places the organism in Eukaryota, Metazoa, Arthropoda, Insecta, Diptera, Culicidae. The record is from RefSeq and is a predicted model, not a curated record. Bases 1 to 840 code for a protein of 279 amino acids.